Staurois parvus is the source of this 876-nucleotide messenger RNA. Lineage: Eukaryota; Metazoa; Chordata; Amphibia; Anura; Ranidae. The record is from the annotation of a GenBank genome assembly.
AUGGCAAACAGCAUGGAUCUGGUCACAGAGUACAAUGAUCAGACAUCAGAAAGAAUUUUUGCUGCCAAGAUCCCCAACCACCUCCUGCUGUUUAUCAACAAGACAGAAGAGUCACAGCUCCAGCUGCUGGAGAAUUUUCGUGGUGCAGCUGCUGAAUUCAAAGGCAAGGUCCUCUAUGUCUCCAUCGAUUCUUCCGGCCCUCACGCGGGAGUUCUAGAAUACUUUGGACUCCAGCAGAGCGAUAUCCCAACUAUCCGAUUCAUCAACAUCGACCAGGUGAAGAAAUACGCCUUCAAGGACAAAAUAACAACAGAGGCCGUGAGGGAAUUCUGCCGUGGGGUCCUGGAUGGGAAAAUCAAGCAAAAUCUGCUGAGCCAGGAGCUGCCGGAAGAUUGGGACAAGAAACCCGUCAAGGUCCUUGUGGGCACCAACUUUGAAGACGUCGCCUACGACGAGACCAAGAACGUGUUUGUAGAAUUCUAUGCUCCUUGGUGCACUCACUGUAAGGAGUUGGAACCAAUCUGGGAGGAACUGGGAGAGAAGUACAAAGAUCACCCAGAUGUCAUCAUUGCUAAAAUGGAUGGCACAGCCAAUGAAAUCGAUGGGAUGAGGGUGAGAGGAUAUCCCAACCUGAGGUUUUUCCCUGCUGGACCAGGACGUAAGAUGAUUGAGUACACUAAAAACAGAACAGUGGAAUUAUUUUCCAAAUUUCUCGAUAGCGGUGGAGUGCUACCCGUGGAUGAAGAGGAACAGGUUAGUACUUCUCUCCUCAUCGGUAGAGAUGAUUUAGAUAACCCAGGACACUGUUCAUGCACGAGUCGGACUUUCUCUGAUAAAACCAAGGAAGGGCUUAUGAAGCACCAGAGGUUGGGGUGA